UUAAAGGGAAAAAAAAAAAAAAAGGGUGGGAGCCAACUAUGAACUCCAUCAGUUCCAACAACAAUCACAGCCAGCAGAUGAGGAUAAUGAGAACCACCAUGAUGAAGAAGAUGAAGAAGAACAGUAACAGCUCAAGUAAGGAAGAAGAUCUUUAUCAUGUUAUUCAUAAAGUUCCUCAAGGUGAUUCUCCUUAUGUUAAAGCCAAACAUGCUCAGCUGAUAGAAAAGAAUCCAGAAGCAGCAAUAGUAUUAUUUUGGAAGGCGAUAAAUGCUGGGGAUAGAGUGGACAGUGCACUAAAGGACAUGGCCGUGGUGAUGAAGCAACUCGACCGAAGCGAAGAAGCCAUUCAGGCUAUCAAGUCUUUCAGGUCUCGUUGCUCAAAACAAGCACAGGAGUCACUUGACAAUGUUCUUAUCGACUUGUACAAGAAAUGUGGUAGAUUAGACGAGCAAAUUGAAUUAUUGAAAAGAAAGUUGAGAUUAAUAUACCAGGGAGAAGUGUUCAAUGGAAAACCAACCAAGACAGCUCGCUCCCAUGGGAAGAAGUUUCAAGUUUCUGUUAAGCAAGAAAUUUCAAGAUUACUGGGAAAUCUGGGGUGGGCUUACAUGCAGAAAUCGAACUACUUGACGGCAGAGGUGAUUUAUAGAAAAGCACAGAUGAUCGACCCGGAUGCCAACAAGGCGUGCAACUUGGGUCUUUGCUUGAUCAAACAAGGUAGGUUUGAUGAUGCAGGUUCGGUCCUUGGAGAUGUAUUGCAAGGUAAAAUUCCAGGUUCAGAGGACGAUAAAGCCAAGAAUAAAGCUCGGGAAUUAUUAAUGGAAGUUAAAGCCUUUCAGCCACCUUUGGAGUUGUCUGAUAUUGUGGGACUUGAUGAUGAGUUUUUCAAUGGGCUUGAGCUGUUAAUGAAUGCAUAUGCCCCUGUUAGAUCAAAGAGACUGCCCAUUUUUGAAGAGAUCUCCUCAUUUAGAGAUCAAUUGGCUUGUUAGGUUAACACGAUGGACAAGAUUUGUUCUUUUGGGCGAGUGGUGAUUUGUGCUUUUUAUAUAGUUGGAGCAGUACUCGUAGGAAUAGAUUAUGCUGUAAAUAACUGUAUUUGGUUCCCAAGAAUCAAUAUUGUAUCAAUACGUGUAUUGUUUGUCUUGAUAAAUUAUAUAUAAUUCUAAA
Molecule: messenger RNA, 1164 nt
Organism: Gossypium arboreum
Lineage: Eukaryota; Viridiplantae; Streptophyta; Magnoliopsida; Malvales; Malvaceae
Product: protein SULFUR DEFICIENCY-INDUCED 1-like
Exons: 4
Coding region: 39-986 (315 amino acids)
Molecular function (GO): protein binding
Source: RefSeq, a predicted model, not a curated record